UCACAAAUCCCCGACUUGUCUACUUGCCUCUCCGCAAACAUCAAGAUGGGAACUGUGAAGGUGUUGAUCAUUGAUCACUACGACUCUUACACCAACAACAUCCUCCAACUGCUCCAAGGCUCUCAGCCUGACCAAGAUGGCGGCCUCUAUCCCGAGUGGAGCGUCGCCAUCAUUCGUUUCGACCAGUUUGAUUGGGAUACCUUCAAGACUGAGAUGCUGCCAUUCCUAGACGCCAUUAUUCUUUCUCCGGGCCCAGGAACACCAGAGAGAGAGUCUGACUUUGGAUUCAACUCCAAGCUCAUCAAGGAGGUCGACAUUCCCAUCUUGGGCGUCUGCCUCGGCCACCAGGGGAUCGGCACGUCGCUCGGAGCCACCAUCAUCAACACACCAAACAUUAAGCAUGGCCAGACAGCCGAGAUUCACCACAAGGCGAUCGGGGUGCUUCGAGACUUACCUCAACGCUUCUGGGGUGUGAGGUACAACAGCCUGGUGCUUGACAUCGAAUCACUCCCAUCUGAUCUCGAGGCAACGGCCUGGACCUAUGACCCUGAAGAUCCAUCUCGGAAGGUCUUGAUGGGUCUGCAGCACCGACGACGGCCCAUAUUUGGGACGCAAUGGCACCCAGAGAGUGUUUGCUCCGAGCAUGGCGCCAAGAUACUCUCCAACUUCCGCGAUAUUGUGCUGAACUACUGGGCCACAAGCCGGCCGGCAAACCAAUGGACCAGCCGAAGUAUUCGACCAAAUGCCACAUUGCCCAGCCAGAUCCUCAAGGCAGAUGUGCUUCUCGAUGAAGCACAUUAUGGCUCUGAGCCAACCACUCUUCGCGGGGUGGGCACGAGCGGACAGGACACGCCGUAUUAUGUCGCGACGGCAUCUCUGGGCAAGGGACCGAAGCCUGAGCUUGUCUUUCACACUCUCAUCAGAGGAUCUUCAGCUGAUGGAGAGGCGUGGUUGGACAGUGCCAAAGUCCGCGACUCUCACUCACGCAACUCCUACCUCGCCUCUGCCGCCUUCAGCCUCAGCUACUCUCAGGAGCCGGGAACCGUUUCAGUCCACCAGGACGGUAAAAUAAUCAAGUCCGAGAAGCCUGAAGGCUCAUAUUGGCAUUGGUUGGACCGUUUCCAGCACGAAGUGUUGCUGAAAAACACACAAGCCAUCCUUCCCGAGUCUCUGAACCAGGAGACCGAAGUUGGCCAGCCCUUGCUCCAAGUCGGACUUAUUGGAUACUUUGGUUACGAGCUCAAGUGGGAGUCGCUCGCGGGACAUCGAGGCCCAGACGCAGACGUCGAGAAGCACGACCGGCCAGACAGUCAGUUGAUCUUCGCUGACCGAGUGCUCCGCCUGGAUAACUACACCGGGGAGUGGACUUUGUUCGGUUUGAUCCGCCGCGGCGAGCAAGACCCCAUUGGCGAAGCCAUCGGAGCCACUACGUCUGUCGGGAUUGAUGAGGACGAGUUUGCAUCCCUCGUGUCCCGCUUCCGGGAUGCCUUUGCCGGUCUCCCAUCUCCGCCCUAUGUCCAGCCCCAUCCUCUGCCGGAAUUCUUCGCGCUGGACAAUGAGGAGUCUUACACCCGCUCCAUAGAAAAAGCCAAGAAGGCCAUCAGCGAGGGUGAGACAUACGAGCUCACUCUCACCACAAAGUUCCUUGCCAAGAGCCCUGAUGCAGACCCUUUUGCCCUGUACCUCGAUUUACGCGGCAGGAACCCGGCGCCUUACUCGGCGUUCCUCCAUUUCCCGGCGCACGACACGACGAUUUUGUCUUCCUCCCCCGAGAGAUUCAUCUCGAUUGACCGAAAUGGCGUGGCAGAGAUGAAACCCAUCAAGGGGACGUUGGCUGUGAGCCCUGAUCCGGAAGAGGACCUUCGAAGACAGAACAAGUUGGCGACAGACGUCAAAGAGCUAGCAGAAAACCUCAUGAUUGUCGACCUGAUUCGAUCUGACCUCCACAAUGUCUCCCCUUCCAGCAGCAUCAAGGUCCCCAAGCUGCUUCACGUGGAGACAUAUCAAACGGUGCAUCAGCUUGUCACUACAAUUCAAUCCCAAGUGGCUCCGACAGUCGGCGGGGUCAAGGUUCUGGAGCGAUGUUUUCCCCCAGGUUCCAUGACUGGAGCACCCAAGCUUCGCUCGGUCCAGAUCCUCGAGCAACUGGAGCAGCAGCGCCGGCGCGGAGUAUACUCGGGCAGUCUGGGAUACGUAUGCGUCAGCGGCACUGUGGACCAGUCCGUCGUCAUCCGAACAAUUGUCAAGACGGGGGACGAGCUCGAACUCGGGGCGGGCGGUGCCAUCACGUGGCUCAGUGAGUCUGAAAAAGAAUGGGAAGAAGUUAUGGUCAAGGCCAAUGCGGUUGCGCGAGCCAGGCCUAGGGCAUCUGAUGGGGAAGUCGUCGAGAGGAGCAAUGAGCUCGAGGGUGUCCGGCUCGCGUUGGAUCAUAAGCAGGGACUCUACACUGCCGUUAGCGCUUAGAAGGUUCGUCCUAGAACGUGACCGCCAUAUCAUCGUGAUCUUUUAAUCAUGCAAAACUUCCCCCUAGCU
Molecule: messenger RNA, 2532 nt
Organism: Parathielavia appendiculata
Lineage: Eukaryota; Fungi; Ascomycota; Sordariomycetes; Sordariales; Chaetomiaceae
Product: ADC synthase
Exons: 6
Coding region: 46-2463 (805 amino acids)
Biological process (GO): 4-aminobenzoate biosynthetic process
Cellular component (GO): cytoplasm
Molecular function (GO): aminodeoxychorismate synthase activity
Source: RefSeq, a predicted model, not a curated record